AGGGAGGAACUUUGGAGGCCCUGCCUACAGCACCAGGUGGGAGCAAGCUUAGCAGUUUCCCAGUCGGCUUUAAGAAGGGCCUUGGAGACCCUCACCUAAGGCACAAAGUGGGACAUGCACACAAGAGUUGUCAUCUCCACCCAGACAUCCUGUUGUGGCGUGCUGUGUGCUUCUUUUUAAUAUAGAGGAAGUUGACGACCUGUCACAGCAGUACAGCCCAGUAUGACUUGGUGGGCAGCGCUCAGCUUGCUGGCUUGGUUCCCCUUACAAGAGGUCUCUCUGAGUGACGUCACCAAAGCCUACACCAACCACAACAACAGCUUCAUCAUCAACCACACCAAUGCCACGCUGAUUGGCCAAACCGUUGUCCUGGAAGAAGGCCAGAGGCUUGUUCUAAGCUGUGUCGUUUCUCAGGCGAAGAACUACUCCCUCCAGUGGGUGGCCCCCUCAGGGUUUACCAUUUUUUUUAAUGACCAUCCUGCUUUAAAAAACUCCAGAUACCAACUUGUUCAUCACUCAGCCAAUGAGCUCUCCAUCAGCUUGCCUAAUAUAACUGUGCAAGAUGAAGGCACCUACAAGUGUUUGAGUUAUAGCAACACUUCCGUGAAAACGAUGGAAAUAGAAGUGGCUGUGCUAGCAACUCCUACCAAGGCGUUCAUGGAAAUCUCACUUUUCAAAGGUGAAAGUGAAAAACACGUUGUAUUUAAAUGCCACGCCAGGGGAAGUAAGCCCUCUUCGCAAAUUACCUGGAGACUGAACAACGGCAUGGAGUUCUCCAGUGGCAACUUAUACAGUUUUGAACCUGAUAGGAAGAAAUCUGAUACUACCAGCACCCUCGAUGUAUAUACCUAUGACGAAAACUCAACAGCGGACUGCCUUAUCCGGCACCAAGGCCUACGAGGGAAGAAACUGAUAAUACCCUUCCGGUUUAAAGAGUUGGCUACCGAUCAAGGGAACGGUGCAGAUACUUGGGAGGCAAGUGCUCCACCCUCUCAAUGCCCUCAGCGUUCCACUGGUACUGUCACAAUAACGCAAAUUUUCGGUGUAUCAGAGAAUGACAAGAAAAAGGAUGGAACCAUUGAAGAUCCUGAUUUGAUUACUAAAGAGAAUUCCAAGUCUCUAAGCUUGGCGAGUAAGAAAAGUGGCAUAAUCCUACUCAGCCUUGUGUCCUUCCUCCUUUUGGCCCUCUUCAUCAUCAUUCAGCUCUUCAUAAUGAAGGUGUGGAAGUCACGUGCCGUAUGGAAAAGAGAAACUGAAAUUCCAGGUCACAUGAUAGAAAGUAACAAAUCUAGGUCAAAUACUGAAGAAACCUCAUCCCAAGACAAAAACAGCCAAAGACAUAAAGAAGACUUUGACUCCAAGGAGGUUACUUUAAAGACUGACUUAAUGAAGAGCAACAAGCACCUGCAACGUCAGGGAGAAACUGUGCAUAAUAAUGAAGAGGUCUAAACAGUCGUUGAGCUUCUUUGGUAAGGAGUGUCUGCUUAAGCAUUGUGCUGUUUUAAAGAACUGUCUACAAGGGAUCAAGCUGACAACAGCAACUCGAAAGAUUAGAUGAGAAGCUUAAGAGAGUAGUGAGUUUAUGUUAAUGGUGGAGGGAUAAUUUGGAAAAGGGUAGUGCGAAUGCUUGCACAACUUGAAGAAUGUAAUCAGUGUGACUGAACUGUACAUGAAGAAAUUGUUGAGUUGGUGUAUGUUUUGCUGUGUGUGUGUGUAUAUAUAUAUAUAUGUACAUAAUAAUGAAUGGGUCUGAUGAACAUGAACGUCCCAAGCUCCAAGGAGUUAGUUCAAGGUAAACUGAAAGAUUAUAUUUUCUUAGAUUUUCUUGCCAAAUCACAUGAGCUAACCUGAUAGACCAGUGUUUACCUGGACACGUCAUAAGAAAACAUGAAUUUAAUUUAUUGUCUAUUAACCUAAUGAAUGCUUUUAAAAAAAGAUAACUUUAUUUAGUAAAGAGCAAAAUCCAUAUUUGUCUCUCUAGUGGCUGUAUUCCAAGUUGUACUUCCUGCUAUCACUUUCACUGCUUUAUAGCAUGUCUCUCUCUUUUUUUAAAAUCAUUUUAUUUAAGGUACAGCAAACUCUGGUGUUUAUGUGAUUUCUUAAGAAUCACAAAGUUACAGAAAGUUGUCAAGGUAGUACAAAGCAUUUUUCCCCCUGAACCAUUUGAAAGUAAGCUAGCAUGGUGCUUCCUCAUCUCCCAAAUACUUUAGCAUGUAUUGCCUACCAACAGGGUCAGUCUCCUCUACAACCAAAAUGUAGUCAUCAAAAUCAGGAAAUCAGCAUUGAUAUAUUUCUACUAACAGUCUUCAGGUUCAUUCAAGUUUCUCCAAUUGUCCCAAAGGAUCGAGUUCAGGAUUAUUUGUUUCAUUUUAGCCUCCUUCAGUUUGGAACUUUCCUUGCCUUUCAUAACUAACAUUUUUUUUAAAGAUUACAGGCCAAUUAUUUUGUAUGCUCUCCCUCAUUUUGGGUUUGUCAGGUAUUUCCUUGCGAUUAAAUUCAAGUUAUGCAAUUUUGACAGUACUAUCACAGAAGAGAUGUUUAUCUCAUUGCAGCCUAUAAGGUGGUACCUGAUUUCAAUUUAUCCCAUUUUAUUGGUGAUGUUCACUUUGAUCACCUUAUUAAAGUUGUAUAUACUAGACUUCUUCACUGUAAAAUUACUCUAUUUUUCUUUGUAAAUUAAUAACAUUGGGGGGGAGAUACUUUUUAAAUAUGCAAAUGUGCUAUUCCUUAUCAAAUUUUUAAGUUAUUCAUUUAUUUAUGUAUAUCCGUAUAGACUCAAGGUUUCCUUUGUUAUUUAAUGUCUAUAUGUUUGCAAUCUGUUACUGUCAAAUAAACAUAUCACUAAUUUGAUCCACGAAUUGUGGAAGGUGUCGUCUGCAUCCUUUUGAUAUGUACCCAUCAAUCUUUGAGAACUUUCUCACUUUCUGGUGCAAGGUGUUCCAGGUUCUUCUUAUAUCUUCCUGCCCUGGUCUUGGAAUCAGCCAUUACUCCAAGAAGCCCUGGUUCCUUUUAGUGGAAAAU
Molecule: messenger RNA, 3021 nt
Organism: Loxodonta africana (African savanna elephant)
Lineage: Eukaryota; Metazoa; Chordata; Mammalia; Proboscidea; Elephantidae
Gene: CRTAM
Product: cytotoxic and regulatory T cell molecule
Exons: 11
Coding region: 223-1449 (408 amino acids)
Biological process (GO): positive regulation of natural killer cell mediated cytotoxicity directed against tumor cell target; detection of tumor cell; cell recognition
Cellular component (GO): plasma membrane
Molecular function (GO): signaling receptor binding
Source: RefSeq, a predicted model, not a curated record